Molecule: messenger RNA, 3443 nt
Organism: Danio aesculapii
Lineage: Eukaryota; Metazoa; Chordata; Actinopteri; Cypriniformes; Danionidae
Gene: hs6st1a
Product: heparan sulfate 6-O-sulfotransferase 1a
Exons: 2
Coding region: 252-1493 (413 amino acids)
Cellular component (GO): membrane
Molecular function (GO): heparan sulfate 6-sulfotransferase activity
Source: RefSeq, a predicted model, not a curated record
GUCGCUGUGCACGCUGCUGGAGGAGCUUCACAGCGAUGUGUCGAGGACUUUAAACACACCGUGUCAUACAGUGGUGGAAGGAGGGAGACCGCGCCGUGCUGGAUCCUAUACGUUACCGCAACACUUCUGAUGCAAUGAGUCCAACCUGACCCAAUGCGUCUGACGACUCACUUUCAGCGCGCGAUGCUCUGACAGACGAGUGUUUAUAUGGAGACACCCUAAAAAAACUGUCAACCGGGAAAUGGUAACACAUGAACCUCCUCACUGGAAGGAACAUGGUUGAGAGGAGCAGUAAAUUUCUGUUCAUCGUUGUCGGCUCGGUUCUGUUCAUGCUGAUUUUGUAUCAGUACGUGGCUCCGGGGAUGAUGAACUUCGGCUCUCCGCACGGCUACAUGCUGGAAGACGAUGCGGAUCUCUUCCCGACUCCUGAUCCCCAUUACGUCAAGAAAUACUAUUUCCCCAUCAGGGAUCUGGAGCGGACCGUGGAUUUUGAAAUCAAGGGGGAUGAUGUGAUCGUGUUCCUCCACAUCCAGAAGACCGGCGGGACCACGUUCGGGAGGCACCUGGUCCAGAACGUCAGGCUGGAGGUUCCGUGCGACUGUAGACCGGGACAGAAGAAGUGUACCUGUUACCGACCCAAUAGGAAAGAGACAUGGCUCUUCUCGCGGUUCUCCACCGGUUGGAGUUGUGGCUUACACGCGGACUGGACCGAACUGACCAACUGCGUACCGGGGGUUUUGAACAAAAAGGAGAGCAGGAUGAAAAACCAAAGGAAGUUCUACUACAUCACACUCUUACGGGACCCCGUGUCCCGCUACCUGAGCGAGUGGAGACACGUCCAGCGUGGGGCCACAUGGAAAACCUCCCUGCACAUGUGCGAUGGAAGAACACCUACGCCGGAGGAGUUGCCCGCCUGCUACGAGGGCACUGACUGGUCAGGGUGCACGUUACAGCAGUUCAUGGACUGUCCAUACAACCUGGCGAAUAACCGACAGGUGCGCAUGCUGGCCGACCUCAGCCUGGUGGGCUGCUACAACAUGUCCUUCAUCCCGGAGAAGAAGCGGGCGCAGGUGCUACUCGAGUCGGCCAAGAAGAAUCUACGAGACAUGGCCUUCUUCGGCUUGACAGAGUUCCAGCGGAAAACGCAGUACUUGUUUGAACGGACCUUCCACCUCAAGUUCAUCCGGCCCUUCAUGCAGUAUAACAGCACACGGGCUGCCGGUGUGGACCUCGAUAAUGACACGAUACAGCGGAUCGAGGAGCUCAACGACCUAGACAUGCAGUUGUACGACUACGCCAGGGAUCUUUUCCAGCAGCGCUACAUGUACAAGCGGCAACUGGAGCGAAGAGAGCAGCGACUAAGGAACCAGCCUCUUUUUCCCUUUCGGCGGACGCCCAGUUCCGAUUCUGCUUUCAGGGAUGAUGCGUCAGAGUCCGAGGCGUCCCGAUUGCCCACGGAGGACUAUAUGAAUCACAUCAUCAACCGCUGGUAGCAGUGCUGGGGGGAGGGAGACGGAAAAUUAAAGGUUGACGAGGAGGAAAAGGCUGUGAUCUCCAAGUCAAAUCAAGCAGGCGAACGAGAAUGAGAUGGAACUUUAAAGCGCCACCAUUAAAAUACGGCCCUCCCCCCUUCUGUGCUCUGUGGAAUCGAUAGUCCAAGUCGAAUUCCAAAUGCAGGACAGAUGGCGCACUCUUGGUCGAUAGCGUGAAGACUUUGCACGCCAGGUCAGAAAUGUAACUUACUUAAAGCACUGAACUUAAAACUUAGGUGAAGACUUCCACGGAAGGAAAAGAAAGAUACAAAAAAACAUACAUAAAAAUUAUCGGAAUUAUAUUCACUGCAGAUUUUAAAAAAGAAUGACCGAAUGAAAUUGUACAGAGGUAUUUGCUUCAAUGUCUGCUGCCAUUUCAGCCAUGACUUUGUGACGAUAACGGUCUGUCUCUUUAUUUUUUAGUUUGUUAUGGUCUUAUUAUUUUCAAACGGGAUUUUUGUCGUCCCGCAAAGAGGUAAAACUCACAGCACUGAGACCAACAGAGCUGCCUAACACUUAUUGGAUGCAAUUUAUUAGCUUUUAUUCAUAAUCAGUGAUGACUUGAAGAGGUCUGUUCUAUUGUCCUAUUUGUGUGUGUGUGCAUUUGCACGUCGGUUGCAAAUUUCGAUGGAUGGACAGACAACGCGUGGACCAUAGCCAUUAUUUAAGCUUUCAGCAUACUUUACGAGAAAAUCCCGUGAGCUAAGUGUACUAAUAUAACUUUACCGAAUGUGAGAGGUGGUUUGUUCGUCCAAUCUGAGAGAUGUCUUACGUGAUGUUAAUGGCAAAUUCUGGGUUGUUGUCAGCACACAAUCCUGGCCAUUUCUUGGUAGCUGAGUCGUGGCUCUUGUCUCACAUCUAAAGGGAAGCUGGUGGAGAUCCAAAGAGGAAACUGUGUCUUAUUUUACACUUAAUAAGGAUGGGCUCUGCGUUUCUGAGCGAAGUUGUGCUCUCUAAAUGCGAUUGACUCGAUAAUGAUGCCUGUGUGUCAAUCAAUAACAGGAGCAUCCCAGAGCCUGUCUGUGUGUGUUUGUGUGUCUGUGUGUGUGUCUGUGUGGGGAAAAGAAAGAGCUCAAGAAACGCAAGAGUAGGAGGAAGAAGCAAACGCAGCCUUUAUAAAUGUCACCACCAUUCCCAAUUCCCAGAGACUACUCAUUAUUCAGUAUGCGGGUGCAUGGGAGAUGACUGUGUGUUUGAGAUUUUAAGCAUUCUAUUAAGGAUGACUGUUUUAAGUAUGCAAGCAUAUUUGAAUGUUGUUGUUUUUUUUUCUUUAUAGACGUGUGUGUUUCAUGACCAAUCUCUUGCCAUGGUCCUCAGGGACUGAAGCUAUUGUCAGUAAGGGGACAAGAAUUAUGUCAAAUGUCUCCCUUAUGCAAACCUCUGUUAACUUUGGGUUGUUUGUUAAAGGAAUAGUUCACAUUGCGAAAUGAAAAUUCUGACAUUAUUUACUCAACUUUUAUGACCACAAAAAAACUAAAUAUUUCGUAUAAUGCUUUCCAUUCAAUGAAGUUGAAGUGGAAAAACAGCAUAAAAGUAGUAUUGUGUUAUGAAAUGGAUUCUCAUUAUCGUUUGCUGUGUAUUCAAAUGUAAAGGGUUGGUUUAACCCUAAAUUAGUUUUUUUUAUUAUUUACUCACCCUCAUGUCAUUCCAAAGACUUUCGUUCAUCUUCAGUACACAAAGGAAGACAAGAUCAUGAAAUCAAAAAGAUUUCUUUACAUUCUGAAGAAGUCUGUAUGAUAGGGUUGUCAAAAGUAUCAAGUUCGGUACCAAUUGGUACUGAAAUUUUAAAAACAUCCAUUUCCUGCUAACAUUUGAGCGCUGUUGAGCACGUUCUUAAAUGGCACUGAUUGGCCAUUGUGUUCAGGUGCUCAACAUGCUAGGCUGUAAAAUGACUGUGAGCACAUUGGCCAA